AUGGCUCGUGGGGCCGAUGUCCGAAAAACCCCGGGUAUUAUGGAACAAGCAACAAGCAUCAACAACAUUGAUUCCGUGCGAAUCCUACUACAAACUGGCGUUGACCCCAACUCUAAAAAGGAUGGAAUUUAUACACCAUUGUGCUCUGCGAUCCGUGACAAUCGUGGGGAUAUAUUUGCGCUUUUGCUGGCCAACGGCGCAAACCCCAAUGUCAUGGCAUCGGAACCUCCACCAGCACCGGGUAUUGUCGAAAUGGCAGUGCAAGUCAACAACGGAGAGGCCGCACAGUGGCUCUUGGAACACGGAGGCGCGAAUCCGAACGAUCGCAAUGCACAGGGACAUACAGCACUCACAACAGCGAUUCGUGAUGACCGCGUCGAUCUACUGACUCUCCUGCUGGCGCAUGGAGCGGAUCCCAACCAACGUGGCCAAGACUGGCCCGUGUGUAUGGCCGUCCGGUCUCCGACACUUUUGCAACAGCUCCUCCCCGCCGUGACAGACCUGUCGGCACACAAAGGGGUCAUGGAGAUGGCCGUGUUGGCGAACCAGUUGGAUAGUAUCAAGUUGCUACUCGCUGCGGGUGCCAGCGUCGAGUACAAGAAUGGCGGGGUUUUCUCCCCGUUAACGACAGCGCUUCGCGAGGGUCACGAAGAUAUUGUGCGAUUCCUGCUGAAUGAAGCUGGUGCAGACCCCAAUGCGCCCGGUGAGCAUCUUCCCAUUGUCAAGGCUGUCCGUAGAUGCCACGAUAGAGACUUCAAGAUGAUCGAAUUGUUGCUCGAGAAGGGCGCAGACCCGAAUGAAACCUAUCGGGAAUGGAACGCGGUAAUGGAGGCCAUCGAGAACCGAGACCUGGGUCUCCUUCAACUUCUGGUAGAAAAGGGCGGAGGCGUCGAUCUUGAAAAGCGAGACGAGACUGGCAAGAGUGUGAUGCAGAUGGUGGAUGCCUCUGGUUGGAGUGAAGCAACACAGCUUCUACUCGACAAUGCGCGCCGAUGA
Messenger RNA from Aspergillus bombycis, 996 nucleotides. RefSeq names its product ankyrin repeat domain-containing protein. Gene Ontology annotation, molecular function: protein binding. Bases 1 to 996 code for a protein of 331 amino acids. The record is from RefSeq and is a predicted model, not a curated record. The transcript has 2 exons. Lineage: Eukaryota; Fungi; Ascomycota; Eurotiomycetes; Eurotiales; Aspergillaceae.